Messenger RNA from Gossypium raimondii (Peruvian cotton), 1426 nucleotides. Its product is annotated as probable galacturonosyltransferase-like 1. Gene Ontology annotation, cellular component: Golgi apparatus. The record is from RefSeq and is a predicted model, not a curated record. The transcript has a single exon. Bases 36 to 1124 code for a protein of 362 amino acids. Lineage: Eukaryota; Viridiplantae; Streptophyta; Magnoliopsida; Malvales; Malvaceae. Gene Ontology annotation, molecular function: glycosyltransferase activity.
AAAAAACCAAAAAUCUAAACUCCCACCAACAAAAGAUGUCCAAAUUUGCAUUAGUCAUCCCACCAAAUCACCUCCACCGACACCACCACCACCACCUCUUCCUCCUUUUCCUCCUCAUCUCCGCCAUAAAUGCCGUCCCUUCCUCGGCUACAACCACCACUAAUAAUGACCAAAAGUUCAAAGAAGCUCCACAAUUUUAUAACGCACCCACUUGUCCUUCCAUUAAUGGCACCACCAAUGAAAUGUGUUCCCAUGAAGCUGUUCAUGUAGCAAUGACCCUCGAUGCCGCCUAUUUGCGUGGUUCAAUGGCAGCUAUUUUUUCCAUCCUGCAACACUCUUCUUGCCCUCAAAACAUCCUCUUCCACUUCGUCUCCACCUCCACCGCCGACCACCGUCACCUCCUCCUUACAAUCACCCACUCUUUCCCUUCCCUUAAGUUCCAAAUCUACCCGUACGACUCCUCUGUCGUGUCCGGCCUUAUCUCAACAUCCAUCCGGUCAGCACUCGACUCCCCACUCAACUACGCCCGGAACUACCUCGCCGAUCUCCUCCCUCAUUGCAUACACCGCAUCGUUUACCUAGACUCCGACCUCGUCCUAGUCGACGACAUAGCCAAACUCGCCGCCACCCCACUAGACGAAAACACCGUCCUCGCCGCCCCGGAAUAUUGCAACGCCAACUUCACUUCAUACUUCACCCCAACCUUCUGGUCCAACCCCACACUUUCCCUAACCUUCGCCGGCCGGAAACCUUGUUACUUCAACACCGGUGUAAUGGUCAUAGACUUACAAAAAUGGCGUGAAGGUGAUUACACCAUCAAAAUCAUCGAAUGGAUGGAGCUUCAAAAAAGAAUAAGGAUCUACGAGUUAGGUUCAUUGCCACCAUUUUUACUCGUCUUUGCAGGCACCAUAGCACCUGUUGAUCAUAGAUGGAACCAACACGGGCUUGGAGGUGACAAUUAUAGAGGAUUAUGCAGAAAUUUACAUCCGGGUCGGGUUAGUUUAUUACAUUGGAGUGGUAAAGGGAAGCCAUGGGUGAGACUUGAUGCUAAUCGACCAUGUCCUUUAGAUGCUUUAUGGGCUCCUUAUGAUUUGCUACAAACACCCUUUGCUUUAGAAUCUUAAAAAAUUAUGAUUAGUAUAUGUUUUUUUUCAACAAUAAUUUUCUUUUUCUGGGCUGAGAUUUUUUCUUUCAAUGAUGCCAUGGAACUUAUAGAGAAAAAAAAAUGGAUCUGAGUGGAAAAUUUUAAGAUAAAUUUUCUUGGAGAUAUAUGUUCAUAUAUGAUUCUGUAGCAGUGAACAUUAACAAUCUUAAUACAAUCUUUGCUUCUUUUCUUUAUCUAUGUAUUGUUCAAGACAGUAUAUAAUACAUGUUAUGCCUACUACAGAAAUUAAACAUCAAAAGCUUUUUUGGUGCUUUGGUUUAA